AGCCUCCUAUCGUCGGAGCCUCAAGCCUCGCAGGCGCCGUAGCCGGGCCCCCGUAAGAAGCCGCCCCCGUCCGCGCCCGAACUCCGGGGCCACAUGGCUGCUGCUACGCUCGACCCCAACUCGCGCUGCCGCUCCUCGAGCACCGCGGCGAGCCCGCUGGAGGGCGGACGGCGCCCAGACCUCACGAUCGACUGCGACGACGGCAGCACGUCCAGCAGCGACUCGUGUGCAGGAGACCGCAGCCACCGCCGCCCUCGACGCCGCCCCCGCUGCCGCCGACCCCGUCGGGGCAGCCAGCGACCCCGAGCUCGGGGUCAGCGCUUCACGGCACCGGCGGCUGCAGGCCGUGCGCAUGGUUCUGGAAGCCCCAGGGCUGCGUGCACGGCCAGGCCUGCCACUUCUGCCACGAGUGCCCGGAGGACUGGCGAGAUCAGGCUGCGGAAGGCC
Messenger RNA from Prorocentrum cordatum, 447 nucleotides. Lineage: Eukaryota; Dinophyceae; Prorocentrales; Prorocentraceae. The record is from the annotation of a GenBank genome assembly.